This is a messenger RNA of Medicago truncatula (barrel medic), 1852 nucleotides long. RefSeq names its product 26S proteasome non-ATPase regulatory subunit 12 homolog A. The transcript has 12 exons. The record is from RefSeq and is a predicted model, not a curated record. Lineage: Eukaryota; Viridiplantae; Streptophyta; Magnoliopsida; Fabales; Fabaceae. The coding region runs from base 154 to 1470 and encodes 438 amino acids. Gene Ontology annotation, cellular component: cytoplasm; proteasome regulatory particle, lid subcomplex.
GGUGAAAAAAGUAAUAAUAAUCAUGGUCCGAGUUUUUCUUAACUUGUGCAUUACUUCACUCACUCUCACUAUAUCUUCCUUUUCAAGUAACUUCUCUCUGAUUGCCGAUUCAGAGAUCUCUCUUUGUUUAUCCCAAACCAAACCACGGCAAACAUGGAGAAUCUAGAUGCAAAGAUAGAGCAACUUCUCAACGUCGAGAAGCAGAUGAGAUUAAACGGCGAAAUUGUCGGCACAAGAAAAGCCGCAAUCGAUAUCUUGCAACUCUGCUUUGAAGCCAAAGCCUGGAAAACGCUAAAUGACCAGAUUGUUGUUUUGUCCAAACGACGCGGCCAGCUUAAGCAGGCUGUAACAGCGAUGGUCCAGCAGGCUAUGCAAUAUAUUGAUGAGACACCGGAUAUUGAAACUCGUAUUGAACUCAUCAAGACAUUGAACAGUGUAUCUGCUGGGAAGAUGUACGUUGAGAUUGAGAGAGCAAGGUUGGUCAAGAAACUCGCCAAGAUAAAGGAAGUACAUGGGCUUCUAGCCGAGGCUGCUGAUUUGAUGCAAGAAAUUGCGGUGGAAACUUUUGGUGCCAUGGCAAAAACUGAGAAAAUUGCAUUCAUUCUCGAACAAGUUCGACUCUGCCUAGACCGCCAGGAUCAUGUCCGUGCCCAAAUACUCUCAAGAAAGAUAAGUCCAAGAGUAUUCGACAUAGAUGCAUCUAAGGAAAAGGAAAAGCCCAAAGAAGGUGAUAAUAUGGUUGAAGAGGCUCCUGCAGAUAUUCCAUCUCUACUGGAGUUGAAGCAGAUUUAUUACGAGCUAAUGAUUAGGUAUUAUUCCCACAACAAUGAUUAUCUUGAAAUUUGCCGCUGCUAUAAGGCAAUAUAUGAGAUUCCGUCCAUCAAAGAAAACCCUGCUGAUUUUAUUCCUAUCCUGAGGAAAAUAUGUUGGUGCUUGGUUCUAGCACCACAUUCACCGAUGCAGUCCAGUCUUUUAAAUUCCACCUUGGAGGAUAGAAAUCUAUCUGAGAUUCCAAACCUCCAGCUACUUUUGAAGCAGCUGGUCACCAUGGAAGUCAUCCAAUGGACAGCUCUUUGGGAGACAUAUAAGAAUGAGUUUGACAAUGAGAUGGUCUCUGGAAAGUUUUUGAGUGAAAAAGCAGCUGAAGAUCUGAAACAGAGAAUUAUUGAACAUAAUAUUCUUGUUGUAUCAAAAUACUACGCAAGGAUUACUUUGAAGAAACUUGCACAGCUUUUGUGUCUCAGCCUAGAGGAAGCUGAGAAGCAUCUGUCCGAUAUGGUUGUUACCAAGGCUCUGGUUGCAAAGAUUGACAGGCCAAUGGGAAUAGUCUGUUUCCAAACAGCAAAGGAUAGCAAUGAUGUACUUAACUCAUGGGCAGCAAACUUGGAGAAGCUGCUUGAUCUUGUGGAGAAGAGCUGUCAUCAAAUACACAAGGAAACCAUGGUCCAUAAAGCAGCUUUGAAGGUUUAAGAAGGGGGCUCCUCAAUAUGUGAUAUGGACUGAAGUUGUCUUACGGGGAUGCUUAUUUGAAAUGUUGCUCACUGUGUUGGUGAGGAAUAACAUUAAACAAUUGUCCAUAAUGAAAUUGAAGAAUAAGAUUAAACCCGAAGGCCAUUAAAUUGGAGAACUAAAAGAAGAAUCAAAAUUUAGUCCAAAAAAAAAAAAAAAAAAAGGCAAAAUUAGUAGUUGUAGAAGUUGAAGAAUAAGAAGCUGACAGUGACACUGAAGUUUGAAGAGAAGCCACUGUGGUUGCUUAUAUUUUCUUGUAGUUUUAAACUUCAAAUGCACUUUUAGUGCCCUGUUUAUCAUAGUUCAUGAUUUCGGGGGCUCCGUUUUUUAAUUUUAAGAUACA